Molecule: messenger RNA, 4781 nt
Organism: Fundulus heteroclitus (mummichog)
Lineage: Eukaryota; Metazoa; Chordata; Actinopteri; Cyprinodontiformes; Fundulidae
Gene: nphp4
Product: nephronophthisis 4
Exons: 29
Coding region: 238-4590 (1450 amino acids)
Biological process (GO): negative regulation of canonical Wnt signaling pathway; protein localization to ciliary transition zone
Cellular component (GO): cytoskeleton; ciliary transition zone; ciliary base
Source: RefSeq, a predicted model, not a curated record
GUUUUAGUUCAAGAUAUAUUUACUUUACUGGUUAAAGUUUCUUUUAUUAAACGCGUACGUCUUCAGUUACCCCUCUGAAAAAGAAUAGUACCACUUGAUUUCCAACAUGGCGGCCGCUUGUUUGAAAAUCCAAACGAAGAGGGAAACCCCUUUUCCGAAGUAAAAACGUAGUAAAUUUCUAGAAUUCCCAGUUUUGUCCUAUAUGGCGUGUUAUUUGUUUUAUCAUCAAUAAAUGGGAUGGUGACGGCAGACGAGAGGAACAGCAUGGCAGACGGCUGGGGAGAAGUGUUUCAGAGGAACCGGCUGGUUCCCCCGUGCAGCCAAACAGUCCGCCUGGCUGUGGAGAACCACCUCACCGCGUCCCACGGCUUCCAGCUCAUCCUCAGCCGGCUGACUGCAGCUCACCUCCCGCAGGACCCGUCGGCCGAGGAAGAUGCAACGUACCAGCUGCGAGUGACUCUGUUUGACAGAAAGCUCCAGCACUUCUUUGGCAAAACGUGGAAGAGUUUACCCCAGAAGAUGAAAAACAAGAAGAUUGCCUUCAACGAGGUUGUGUACCUCCAUACAUCCUUGCUGUUGCCCAGCACUCUCGCCGUUGUGGAGCUAGUGUCGCUGUCACCCAAAGCAGACGGCUCCCAUCUGGCUCUGGGGAGAGGCUUCGCCGUUCUGGAGCUUUUCGCCAACAGGCCAGAGGGUCCGAGUACUGAUGGAGACAGAAGGUUGAAUCUACAGCAUGGAUCACCUAGAGGCCUCCUCCACCCCUCAUUGAAGGACUCGGCUGACUAUGACAACCUACUGAAGGAAAUUGAUGGAGCACAUUUGCACUGUGUGCUAAAAACACAUCCUUCACUGAAUUCUGCAAUGCAUCUCCUUCCCGAGAAUGCUUUCGUGUGCGGAGAGGACAACAUACCUGGGCUCAUCCCUUCUCCAGCAGGAGAUGCUCUGCUGAGGCCUCAGCUGCUCAAGAUGACGCCCUUCACCCUGGAUAGACUGACCAUUUCCCUCCAGCCUUCCCUGGAGAAGUUUGAGAGCCUUCUGUUGCAGCUCAUCAAUGCUGACUGCCAAAACACAAAACAACCCAACCCAGAGGAUGCACAAAGAACAGUCGUCAUCCAGGAACGGAGACUUCAUGUCUGUGUGCACAACGGCUGGUGUUUCCUUGAUAAGCCCCAAGUGAUGGUCCUGGAGCCCGUUGCUUCAGGGGUCAGAGGACGAACAGACAGCAUCUCUAAGAAGAGCACGCUGGCCAAGGACAGCUCGGCAUCAUCGCCCCGUCCUCAGAUGCUGGGCCUCCGCAGCAGCCUGGAGAUCGAACUGGCCAAUAAUCAGGCUUUGGCAAUCGUCUUUCAGCUAGAGUACGUCUUCUCCGCUCCCAUAGGCCGAGAGACUAUGCUGUCUGCCACCGCCUCACCCAGAGCUGCCUUCUUGCAGUGCCUUCGUUGGGCGGUUUGGUGCCCCUUCCAGGAGCUAGCUGACUGGAAAGGCAAAGAAGUACAGCUUCCUCUGCAAGGAGGGGCAAAACCGAACCCUCUUGGAGUGAUGGUCUACACCACAGAGACCUCUGUCCAAAGUCAAAGCCCUGCAGCAGUCUCGGCUCCCAGAACAGCUCAGGAAGGGUCGGAGGCGAAGGAUGUGAUGAGAUUUUGGCUGUUGUCCAGUGUGGAAAAGAAGCCAUCCAGCCCAAGGGCAUCUCUGAGGACUAAGCAGGAGGAUGUGGCACGUCAGAGAGCGUCACCUUCUAAAAGUCAAAAACACAUCCCUCCUAACUCUCCUCCGGAAUCACCUCAAGGCCCCGGGCUCUCACUGUCUCAGCUGGCAGCUACUUCACGCUACCCGACCAUCAGCCACUCCAGCUCGGCGUUACCGUGGCAACAGUCAUUUCCUUCUCUGCUCCAUCCUUCCCCGUUGGCAUCGGCCCACCAGCUGUCACAUGUCGCCUGCUCGGGUGUUAGCAACAUCACCCACCUGGAGAUGGACCUUCAGCGGGAAGACGGCGAGACGACCUUCAAGAAGGAAGAAGGAGGCCAGCUUCAAGAGUUGCCCUUCACCCCUGUCCAUGCUCCUGUCAUCACUCUGGGAAUGAAUGUGCCGAGCUCCUGCUCAGUCAGCUCCAGGAGCUCACUGGCACACCUUUUCUCUGCCGGAUUUCCUGAAAUCCUGGACUGCAGUGGGCAGGUGGCAGAAGUCCUGGACCCCACUGAAGCGAUGCCCUUCGAUCCUCAGCGGGAGGAGGCUGACCUUUUAAAGGGAAACCUGCUGGUGUUUCAGUUUCUGGCAUUUACCAGAAUACCAUCAGCAGGUGUUGAUAGUGACUGGCCUCGUAACAUCUAUGUUACCUUCCAGUUUUAUCGCUUUCCACCUGUCACGUCACAGCAACUUAAGCUGCUGACCAGCGAUAAGGUUCGGCACAAAGCUAGCGAGGCACUUCCUUGUGUCUUAGCCACCAUCAACAAAGACGGAUCUGUUAAUUAUGGUUCUCCAGGUCUGCAGUUGCAGUUCAGAGUUGAUGACAGUUUCUUGAGGCCAGGAGAGAAGCGCUGGUUCCUCCGUCACCUGGCCCUCCACACUAUGCACAUCGACGUCUGGGACAGUGACUCGCUGCUCCUCAUUGGUUCUACUGCCAUCGAGCUCAAGUACAUGCUGCGUCAGGGGAAGUCUGCUGUCCAGGCUCUUCAUGAGUUGGAGGUCCUGACCACGGAUUAUGUGGGAGAUGACACCUUGCUGACUGACACAGAUCUCGGUCGACGCUCAGCAUCCAGCCCGUUGACAGUUUGCACCAUUGUUCGAGGCCGGCUCCACAUACGAACGGGGAACAUAGGAUGUCCAAUUGACCCCAGCAGGAAGAGAGAUGCGGACGGGUUAUCGUCUCAUUCUCACAUCAUCACGCCUCGCGAAGUCAGCGGUGGCUUUAAAGGAGGAAGCCUGUCACCCAGAAACAUCCUCCGACUCAAUGCGAGGAACAUUGUGCCAGAACACAGGCUGGAUGGAGAUCGGAUGCUGUUGUACAGAAACCGGAUCAGAGCUCACAACAUCACCCCCGAAGUGCAAAACCCAAACACCGACAAUGGGCGGCGGAAGCUGGACUGCAUGGCUGCUGUGCAUCGACUGGAGGCUAAAGAAAACACAAAAGCAGCCGAUGUCACGGAUCGCAAACCAGCAGCUCGGUUGGUUGGAGAACAUCAGCCCAGCAAAGAGUACAGCAAGGCAGAGGGAAUUGCGAACAUGCUGAGCCAGGCCAUCACCACCCAGCACCUCCUCUAUGCGAGCCUGGGCUCUGCUGAAUUCAUGGAGUUUGUCCUGAAGAAUCCCUUCAACGUACCGCAGACGGUCACCAUUCACUCUGAUGACUCUGAGCUCAGUGUCAUCACUGACACCGAGGAGUGGCGAUACUUCAAAGCACUAACGAAAACCUCUACCCCACUGGAGGAGAACAUGUUUCACGUGGAAGAAGGAGCUCCUGGUCCCAGGGUUUAUCUCCGGCCCAAAGAAAGUGUCCACAUUCCCCUCAAGUACCAGAGCUUCCUGUGCAACCACACCAUAGCUGUCCAGGGACCAAGUUUCCUGCCUAUAGGCAAAGGUUCCCAGAUGGCCAAGAAGAAUCUGUCCAGCAUUAUUAAUGCCAAAAUGAUCAAGGUUACAUUCAGAGCAGAAGAUGGCAAGCCGAUGGCCAUCUGCCAAGUGAAUGUGGAGCCAACACCCCACGUUGUGGACCAGACUUUCCGACUAUACCACCCUGAACUUUGUUUCCUUAAGAAGGCCAUCCGCCUGCCGCCGUGGCAAGACCCAACAGCUGAAGAUCCAAACUCCUGGACACAUAUUUCUGUGCGCUGUAGUGACCCUAACAUCAUCUGCCAGACGAGGAUGCUGGUUCCAGGAGAGCCUCAGGAUGUGUACUUGAAGGUGCCAGGGAGUCCCAGUCCACACAUAAAGAUGUUCUUUGUGAUGGUUUUCACCGAUAAGUGGAUGGCGGCGCCCUCCCAGAUCUGGCAGGUUUACGUGCAUUUUCUGGAGCGGGUGGACGUCAGCUGUGUGACUGGCCAGAGAACCUGUCAGUCACUGGUUCUGAGGGGAAGACAGGCUGUUCGUAAGAUCAAAUGUUUCUCAUCGCACCCCAAGGAAAUUGAGGUGGACCCAGCGGGUGUGUUUGUUUUGCCUCCCGCCGCCGUGCAGGAGCUCCAGCUUAGGGUCCAGCCAUGGCAGGCUGGCAGCCGCUUCCUGUAUGUGAACGCCGUGGACAUGGAGCAGCAGCGGCUGGUCGCUGCCUGGCUCCUAUGUCUCAAUGUCCACCGGCCUGUACUGUCAAAGGCGUUUGAAUUGUCCGUUCCGGUUGGUAAUGGGCGUGGCAGCUCGAGAAAAAUCACUUACACCAACCCUUACACCAGCGCGCGCACCUUCCUGCUCCGCUCCGACCAUCCUGACCUGCUCCAGUUCAGAGAGGACAGGUUCCAGGUCGGAGGCAGAGAGAGUUACUCCAUCGGACUACGAUUCGCUCCCAGCCAGAGUCCGGGCUCCGCCGAGAUCCUGGUUUACGUCAAUAACUCGGAGGAGAAGACCGAGGAGACGUUCUGCGUGAAAGUCAACUAUUCUUGAUGAUCCGUCGGGAAUUGCCGGCCGCUGUAGAGUGAUAGAUCUAAUUUUAUAACAACAUUUUUUUGAUUAUUAUUGUUUCGUACUAGGUGUGUGGUUUUGUACUUCAUAAAUAAGCCGCAUCAAUAAGUCUUGUUUGCUGUCUCAGUUGAUUUGUUUUAAACAGAAAUUUUCACAAUAAAAGAUUAACACAC